AUGGAGGAGAGCGCAGCAAUGGAGGCAAAGCUUACAGAGACACUCCUCAACAUGGCCGUUCCGCAAGACGGGUCUGAGAAUCCUGAUUCAGACGAGGAGAGUACAGAGACCAUCUUACAAGAAUACAAGCUGUGGAGGAAAAACUGUACAUACAUGUAUGCGUUUGUCUGUGAGACUGCACUAAACUGGCCGUCAUUGUCGAUCCAGAUGGUGAAGAGCGGCACUUUUAUCAACAAGACAAAGGAUUCUAAGUUUGCAGCAGUCAGAAACCUCUUGUUGACGACAUAUUCAUCUGGCGAAGAAGAGAAGGAGUAUUUAAAGAUUGGGUCUAUCCAAUUACCCAAGUCAUUGACCGAGUCCAUGAAUAUGACUGCAGAGGAGCUGGAGACAGUGGACUCACGCUUGAAAAUUAGCAAGAAGUAUGAACAAGCCGUUGAAAUCAACAAAACCAGGCUUCAUCCGGAAAACCACCUAAUAAAUGCCACUAUCAAUGCCAACGGUGAUGUCCAUGUCUAUCAUUUGGACGAGAAGAUGAGCCUCGUCAAGGACUACCCGUUGCUUCACCAUAAGAAAAAUGGAUUUGGAUUAUGUUGGGAUCCAGUUAACCACAACCGGCUAUUAUCGAGUUCAGAGGAUGGCUCGGUUGCAUUAUGGGAUUACACCGAGUCGACCUCUCCGCUCCGUGUCUUUACCGACCAUGAUGGGUAUGUCAACGAUGUACGGUUUGCCUUUGAAGAUGGAAUAUUUGGUUCUGUUGGAGAAGAUCAGAGAUUUGUCCUUCGUGAUUUAAAGAAUGACAAAGUUUUAAUAAACCAGACUUUCAAGGAAACUUCAUUUAAUUCACUCACUUUUUCUCCUUUCAACAAGCAUUUGGUUGCCUUUGGUGGUGACAAUUCGACUAUAUACAUCUACGACAUCCGUCAAAUGGAUACUUGUCUACACGUUCUAACGGGGCACAUAAAAUCAAUUACUAAUAUAGAAUGGGACCCCUUCCAUCCUCACAUCAUAGCCUCAAGUUCCUUGGACCGGAGGGUCAUUCUCUGGGACCUCACAAAGAUUGGAGAAGAACAAACAGCAGAAGAAGUGGAAGAUGGUGUGCCUGAACUUGUAAUGAUGCACGGUGGACAUACUGGAGGAGUCAAUGAUUUCUGUUUUUCUCCCGAAAUUGAAUGGUGUAUAGCCAGCUGCUCCGACGACAACAUUGUCCAUAUCUGGCAGCCUAAACGGGAUAUUGUCGAUCCAAAGGAUCUCGUAAUUGAUGACUCUCUUGUAGAAUAG
This is a messenger RNA of Pichia kudriavzevii, 1278 nucleotides long. RefSeq lists its product as uncharacterized. Gene Ontology annotation, cellular component: nucleus; cytoplasm; Rpd3L complex. Gene Ontology annotation, molecular function: histone binding. The record is from RefSeq and is a predicted model, not a curated record. Bases 1 to 1278 code for a protein of 425 amino acids. Lineage: Eukaryota; Fungi; Ascomycota; Pichiomycetes; Pichiales; Pichiaceae. The transcript has a single exon. Gene Ontology annotation, biological process: regulation of gene expression.